CGCUUUGGAGAGAGAGAGAAAGGAGUCUCAGAAGCUAGGUGGGGACCAGUGGACGCGGCUAGUAUAAAAGGUGUCGCCGCCGAAGGUCCAGCAUCAUUCACCUGAUACACACAUCAACAAUCAUGAAGUUCCUGGUUCUCCUCGCCGCCGUGUGCGCUGUGGCUAACGCCGGCGCUGUUGGCUACGCCGCCGCUCCCGCUCUCGCUUACGGAGCUGGAUACGGUUAUGGUGCUGGCUACGGCUAUGCCGCCACCCCCGCCCUGGGAUACUCUUCCUACGCUGCCACCCCCGCCCUGGGAUACUCUUCCUACGCCGCCACCCCUGCCCUGGGAUACUCUUCCUACGCCGCCACUCCCGCUCUGGGAUACUCUUCCUACGCCGCUCCCGCCUACGCCCACGCCGCUCCCAUCGUGGCUGCCGCUCCCGUCGUCAAGGCUGUCGCCCCCGUCGCCACCAGCUACGCUAACGUGCACUCUGUCCACACCCCCGCCGUCGUUGCCCACGCCGCUCCCGUUGUUGCCCACGCCGCUCCCGCCGUCGUUGCCGCCCCCGCUGUUGCCUACAACAGUCUGGGAUACUCCGGUCUUGGAGUUGCUACCCGUAGCUACGGUUAUGGCGCUGCUUACCCCUCCGCUUACGGCUAUGGCGCUGGCUACGGCAUCGCUGCCCGCACCGCCUACCCCGCCUAUGGAGCUGGAUACGGUCUUGCUACCCGCGCUGCCUACCCCGCCUACGGCGCUGGAUACGGUCUUGCUACCCGCGCUGCCUACCCCGCCAGCUACGGUUACAACGCUGGUCUCGGCUACGCCGCUGGAUACUCCACCUACGGAAUCCACUAAGAGUCUCAUUAACUUGUGAUAGUACAAACCAUUACCUCCCCAGUCUUUUGUGUAAUUUAUGCCCAUCAUCAAAUAAAUUAUAAUAACAAACCCGAAA
Neocloeon triangulifer is the source of this 936-nucleotide messenger RNA. RefSeq names its product cuticle protein 65-like. The transcript has 3 exons. Lineage: Eukaryota; Metazoa; Arthropoda; Insecta; Ephemeroptera; Baetidae. The record is from RefSeq and is a predicted model, not a curated record. The coding region runs from base 123 to 839 and encodes 238 amino acids.